CUUCACCUUGCGGACGCAGCGGAAAAUAAUUGAAAAACAGCGAUGUCAAGGAAAGGGUCAACACAGCCUCUCCGCAGUGAGUGACGGACCAUGGCCAGUCGGUGGAGAGAAGGUCAGCGCAGCCGCUCCGGGGACCAUGGCUCCAGCCUGAAAACAGCCGCUGCGCCCCGGCAACAGGAGCCGUCCGGGGACGCCGGGGAGCCGCUGCGAGAGCUGCCGAGAUGGAUGCGGCUUUACCUCUACGGCAUGCACGGCGUGACUCUGGACGUCCUGCUCUCCGCCCUGCAGGGGGUCCUAACCACUCGGGACCCUAAGCUGGUGGGCUUCUCCUCUCCGUACCUGUGCGUCAUGCACGCACUGACCCACUUCGCGCUGGAGAAGGUCUACUCCCAGAAGAAGAGCUUCCGAGGGCGGCCCGUGGUGUUCCACCUGGUCUUUUACCCGUCUGUCUACAUCGGACUGCAGAUCCUCGUCGGGAACAUCAACACUCUGGCGGAACAGGUGCGAGUGGUGUCCGGGACGCAGCUGGUGGUCCACUACAUCCUGGCUUUGUAUUUCUCCCAGGUGUUCCACAGAGGGCUCGCGCACCUGCAGUACCAGCCCAGCGACCCCGGGAGGAGCCGCGGCGGUCCGGAUCAUCAUCGUCAUCAUCAUCGUCAUCAUCAUCAUCAUCAUCAUCCUUCUGGUGGACUUCCCGGGUUCGCCCGGUUCUUGUUCUUCGGCAUGCACGGUUUCCUGGACGAGGUGUUGUUCACGUCUCUGUUCAACCUGGUGGAGAAAGGGGUCAGGGCCGCCCAGGGCCACACGUCCCUGUGGUCCUUCCUGAUGUACGGCAGCUGCAGCUUCGUGGUGGAGAAGCUCUACUUCCACCUGCACUUCGGGAGAGGCUGGGGCACCUGGCGGCGCCUGCCCAUCUACAUCUGCUUCAUCUACACCUGGGAGUUCUGCUGCGGGCUGACGCUGAGGCAGUUUGACGCCUGCUCCUGGGAUUACUCCCACUACCCGCACAAUUUCAUGGGACUCAUCACCCUCCUGUACCUCCCGGGCUGGCUGAUCCUGAGUCUGUACCAGGACGUGCUGUCCAACGUGCUGCUGAGAAUAAGGUGCACCAAAGAGCCAGACUGCAUGAGUGUGGAGAAUGGAGAGGUCAACGGACCAUUGGAGUCGAAGAAAAAAUAACUCUUGAUGCAAAAUCAGCUUCCUGGCAGACCUAUUAAAAAAGGAUUCAGGUUCACCUCAGCAACUUGGACCAUCUACAAUGAGUUCAUACGUUUCUGUGAUUCCAUUCAAAAUGUGAAACUCACAUUUUGAUCUACAGGUUUAAUAUCUGAAGCAUUCGCUAGCUUUGAGAAUGAUGGCUUCCCAAAAUUCAGAUUUUCAAAAGUGACAAACAGUGAGGAAGGCUGGCUCCUUAUUUGUGUAAAAUGUAAAAGAGGUAUAUUUUCCAGUUUACAACUAAUGGAAACACUCAGUCUUUGAAAGGUAUCAACUAAUUUGAACAGAAAAAUCACACAUACAAAGUAUACCUGUGUACUAUGCAAUGUAAUGACUAAGCCCAAGUUGUUUCAGAUUUGACUUUUUUUUCUUCUACACUUUUACCUUCCACUAAACUUUCCAACAAUGGGCUUGUAACAGUAAUCUGAACAGUCACUUCUCUACAAAUGAUUUUUUCUCGUAAAUGCUGACAUUCCCCUGUUUUAUAUAUUGUUAUUAGUAUUCCAGUUUUCUGGGAAACUAAAUUUCAUUAUUUUCAAACCAUAAUAUUAAUGGGAUACUUAUAUCUAUUUGUAUCUAAUGGAUUUAUUCAAAUAUGUGGGUUUCACUUUAGUUGAAUUACUAAAACUCUUUGAUAUAUCAACAUGCACCUGUAUAUCAUAUUUUACUGAACAUGUUCUGAUUUUUCACUUUAUGACGCCCAACUGAGACCAUUGACUGUUUAUCUAACCCGUAUAAAUUACAUGAAAUUACUGCCGUUUUCCUCUGUACAGUGUAAAAUCUUGAAUUCUAAAAUAAGAACAUUUUCUAUUUUGAUAUGUUUACAACUGUAACUGCGCGUUUUGUGACGGAUUUCAUCUGCAGGCCAGAGCCGGCCCAAAGUAUCAUGCAAAACAAAACGUCCGACACCUGACAUCUUCAAUGUUAUGUUCUGUAAAUUGGAGCAGAUCGACUGCGGCAAAAUUUAUGGAAUAGAUUAUUUUGUGAUUAAAUAAGUUAAAAUGUUAAAAGAAACCCACAUGGAUUUUUGUGUCUUCCGUUCUUUUUGUGCAUGUGGUACAAUCGACUUAUUUGUAAAUUUAAAGACGUAUGACCUUAUUUCAUCUUAUGUGUAUAAGUCACACUUUGUCCGCUGCCUUGGUCCGGCUCUGGUGCAGAAUCGCCAGUGGAGGAAUUGUGGGUAGUUUUUAAUCGCAGCAGGUCGUUUAGCAUGCCAUAACUCCUGCACAUACCUGCAUGCUCAAACUGUGUUGAAAAAUGUUAAACUUUUUAGACUUUUUAAAAACAAAGUACAACGCACUGAGUUUUGCCUGAUGUUCCAAAGUCAGUAUUUCCAGAACUUGAAUUUGUCUGUUUAAUUCUAUUUUAAUUUUUUCCAUAAACCACCAAAUAGUUCCAAAAUAAAAAGUAAAGUUCCAGGAAAUUGUUAGAAGGAGCUGAGAGAACUGCCUUUAAACUUUUAAUGGAAAUUCACUUUUAAAAAUGUUGAACUAUUCCUGUGGAGUUAUCGCAUAUUAACCCAGUCAUGAAUGUAGCAAUGCAGCACCUUGAGCAGAGUAGAAAUUUGGAACCACGUGGGAUUACUGUGAAUUUUUCAUGAACCAAACAUUACUGGAGUGCCUUUCUGUGCAGAGACUCGAUUAAACAUAACAUGACUCCUGCAAGUGCUACAGCCAUGGAUCCCAGCAUCCCAGACAGAUUACACAUUGGAAACUGACAUUGGUUUGAGUGCUCUCUAAUGGAAAAAGCAUGCUCUUGUAAAACUGGGAAAAACAAUUGUGUGAAUGUUUUUUAAAAAGAAAGUGAAUUUUCAUCUUGUACAUAAUUCCCCAGAUUCAUUUGGAAGUGCAAUUGUCCCAGAUAAAGACUAUCUUGAUAAAUAUCGUUCAACUUCUUAAAGCUCUGAGGCUGGCUUGGUGAUUUUGUUGGCUUGUUCUAUGGACUCGGCAGGUAUAUUGAUAUUCUUUAACAUUUCAAAUAUUUACGCCAUUUACUGCAUGACUGAACGACUUUGCACAUCCUAAACAUAUUCCAUGACCGCAUAACUGUACCUUAACCACACGUGUUUUGAGCACUUUCAUAAAGAAAGAGACCAAAACGAGUUUGAAAAAUCAAUUAAAAAAAAGUUUGAGUAAGAUGUACAUCCCUUCUAAAGAAAAACAACAAAAUAAAACUCAGCAGCAUGAACCGUAUUAAUAUUUUUGUUUUGAUGAAAAGCUUCAACUUGUACUCAUUCAUUGUAUUAAUAAAACGACAUCUGUCGCAAUCA
Messenger RNA from Poeciliopsis prolifica (blackstripe livebearer), 3484 nucleotides. RefSeq names its product transmembrane protein 229A (gene tmem229a). Lineage: Eukaryota; Metazoa; Chordata; Actinopteri; Cyprinodontiformes; Poeciliidae. Bases 91 to 1179 code for a protein of 362 amino acids. The record is from RefSeq and is a predicted model, not a curated record. The transcript has a single exon.